AGGACGACGCUGCUGCAAAAUGUGAGUUCAACUGGACCCUGGGACCAGAGAGCGCCAUCACCUUCAUGCCUGUACAGUAGGAACACAUUUGAUGAGAUGGAACCUGGACUGAGCUCUUUUCGUGUGGAAUUUCCAGACUUCUCAAGCACUAUCCUGCAGAAGUUAAACCAGCAGCGCCAACUGGGUCAGCUAUGCGACAUCUCCAUCGUGGUACAAGGCCACCUCUUCCGGGCACACAAAGCUGUCCUGGCUGCCAGCUCACCAUACUUCUGUGAUCAGGUUCUACUCAAAAAUAGCCGCAGAGUCGUCCUUCCUGAAGUCAUGAACCCAAGAGUGUUUGAAAACAUUCUCUUGUCAACUUACACCGGAAGAUUGGCUCUGCCAGCUAAUGAGAUUGUUAGUUACCUUACAGCAGCAAGCUUUCUUCAGAUGUGGCACGUUGUUGACAAGUGUACGGAACUCCUAGAAAGCAAUCCAACUCUCCUGUGUCAAAAAUCCACCCUCAGCAAUGACCGCCAAUCUCCCAGCAGCAGCAACUAUAAUGGCAUAAAUGAAACUUUUGAUUUGGGGACGAGUAGUCAAGCAGAUUACAGAAAGGCUGUAGAGAUACGAGAUGUUGAGCAUGAGGAAGAGAGCCCAAAAGAUGAUGAAAUGUCCUCUCAGCUUACUGAACAUGAAUAUCUGCCUAGCAACUCUUCCACAGAACAUGAUCAACUAAGUACAGAGAUGACAAGUCAAGAUGGAGAGGAAGGGGCCAGUGAUAGCGCAGAUUAUCAUUACUCCCGUCCAUUGUAUAUAAAGCCCAGUAUCAUGUCCCACAAAAGAUGGAUCCAAGUGAAGCCGGAAAGGUUUGAGCAGGAUUGUGAAGGUGUUGUAGUUCACCCACCUUUUGAAGACCAUGUCUCAGAAUCCCUAAACCCAGGGCCAGCAGAGCAUCCAAUUCAGUCUUCGGCGGUUAUAGACAGUUUUGAUUUCUGCAACAAGAAAUCAAUAGAGCCAGAAGUACACAGCGACAACAGUCAUUAUGACGAGCAUGUUGACUUCUAUGGCGCUUCAAUGGAAGAGUUUUCAGGAGAGCAGGAAGAACAUCUCGAAGGCCACAGAGCAGAUAAUGCCUCUGCUGGGUUUGGGGAAGGUAUGGACGUUCCUGCCGGUAUUAAAGAAGAAAGCUCAUCCUCAGGUUUUACUGCUGUGGUGUAUAAACUCUACCCAUGCCAGUGUGGGAAAAGCUUUACGCAUAAGAGCCAGAGGGACAGACACAUGAGUAUGCAUCUGGGUUUACGACCUUAUGGGUGUGGGGUCUGUGGAAAAAAGUUUAAAAUGAAGCAUCAUCUGGUUGGUCACAUGAAAAUCCACACAGGAAUUAAGCCUUAUGAGUGUAAUAUUUGUGGCAAGCGGUUUAUGUGGAGAGACAGUUUCCACCGGCAUGUCACUUCAUGUUCCAAGUCCUACCAUGCCUCAAAAGGCGAGCCUGCCCCGGCUGACAACUAAAUAAGUCUGCUUUAUAUCCAAUAACACAGGGUGAUGCCUGUCAGUAUUGCUGGUCCUUUGAAACACUAUGGUAAUAUUAUUAAGCAAUAAGCCCGAUUAUAGUGUGCAGGCCAUGGCAUCUAUUUUGACUUUGGUGCUUGCUAUUGCAAAAAUGGGGAAAUAGUACAUGCAAUAUUUUGACGAAAUGAUUUUCAGGCAGGAGUUUAGGAAUAUUUAUAUGAGCUAAAGUGGGUUUCCUACUUUCAUCAAUAACAUGGGGGAAUCUUUCCAAGUGUUAAAAUAGAGGAUCGGCUGAAGACGCUCUGCCUGGAUGGUUUUUGUCUCUUACAAGUUAGUUCUGCGGUGGUUGGAAAGCAACACUGCAGUUAUAUCCUCCCCCUUUUUUAACAUGGAUGUUGCUUUGUGACAGUGGAAAAAGCCUAUUGUUUAGAGUCAUCUCCGACCAAUUGGCCUCAGUGUUGCUAGUGAAAAGGCCCUAUAAUUCAAUAUAAAAAUAUUGUAAAAACAAAGUUUUGGUAAAAAUGACUGACUGUCUCAUGUAGCUGGUAAAUGCUAACGUGUACUUUGGGCCUUUGUCUUUCGAAUUACUAAAUUCCAAAGGAUGUAAGCAGUUUUCAUUUACUUGCUCUGCAACUCUUGCAUGCUUUGGUUUUGCAACAGCAAUUGAUCAGGUGAUCAAUGUCCGAUACCAGCGAUCACUUUCUACGAAUACUUGUGAUGGGCAUCCAGCACCCUCUGAGCGUGUAUAUUUUGAACAUGCACACUUGAUGUCAUGCUCCCCAGGAGUUUGCAACCUACAUGUGUGCUUUAUAGAUAGGUAAAGGGUCUUGGAUCUACACUUGCAAUAAAUGGCCCAAAAAUAGAGUGUAGAUCUAUACCACCAGGUCAACAAGAAAUUAAAUCAAUUUUUUUUUUUUAUUUGAAUUUUAGAUUGGCCUAUGACAAGAGUUGUUUUUUUUUUUUUUGUCUCCUAAUUCACAAACUCUAAUUUACGAAUGUAACGUUUGUUUUUGUAAGAUAUUUUAAGGAGAAGUCCAGCCUGAGCUCGUACCGAUGCUGCAUCUACCUAGGUAAGUAUAAAACGGUAAUAACCACGAAACCCAUACUUCUCUUUUAAGUUGUCCAAAGAAUUAAAGGGACAGUAAACUGAAUAUUUGAGUUGCUAGAAAGUCAUUGGAUUUGUUUUAAUAAAAUUAGGAGAUGUUUGUUUUAUUUGGCCACUAGGAGGCAGUUAUUGCCAAAGGAACCCAUGCUAGGUGUUAUUUAUUAUACUGGAACUUUAUUAGGAGGGUAAAGAGAAAUAAUUCUGAACAGAAUGAUAUAUUGUUCCUCUCUGCUGCAAUAGCAAGCACCAAAUUGGCCUUAUCACUGGUAGUUAGCCUGGCUGGGUUCAGAAAAACUCGAUUGUGAUUUUUUAAACAGAGUUCACAAGACAUUUGUGUUUUCCAAACUUACUAUAGAAAGCAAAUCCAAAGGGCCUGUUAUAUUGGCCUGCUGGGUGAUUAAAGUGUAUGUAAAGGCAAAGCACUAUUAGGUUUUGGAUGGCAUGUUAAAGUGUUAAACCCUCAUAAAAUUUUAGAGUUGUCACCAGA
This is a messenger RNA of Rana temporaria (common frog), 3083 nucleotides long. It is a transcript of the gene ZBTB43, whose product is annotated as zinc finger and BTB domain containing 43. Gene Ontology annotation, molecular function: DNA-binding transcription factor activity, RNA polymerase II-specific; RNA polymerase II cis-regulatory region sequence-specific DNA binding; protein binding. The record is from RefSeq and is a predicted model, not a curated record. The transcript has 2 exons. Gene Ontology annotation, biological process: regulation of transcription by RNA polymerase II. Lineage: Eukaryota; Metazoa; Chordata; Amphibia; Anura; Ranidae. The coding region runs from base 97 to 1491 and encodes 464 amino acids.